GAGAGCUUGGGUUCGGUGUGGUCAUGGGUAACGGUAUGUCUGAAGAAGAACUGAACUCAUGUAAAUCUCAUCAGUGGUACCGGAGGUUCUUGACCGAGUGUCCGUCUGGUCAACUUAUGUUUUAUGAGUUUAAGCAGUUCUUUGGUCUGAAGAAUCUGUCGGAUACAUCAAACGCUUAUGUGAGGAACCUCUUCACCACGUUCGACAUGAACGACGAUGGAUUUAUUGAUUUUAUGGAGUACGUAGCUGCUCUGAGUUUGGUGUUAAAAGGCGGCGUUCAGCAGAAACUACGCUGGUAUUUUAAACUCUUUGAUGUGGAUGGCAGUGGAUGUAUCGAUCGUGAAGAACUGCUGCAAAUCUUCAAGUCGGUUCGAGCGAUCAGUGGAGUAGAUCAUGAGAUCUCUGCAGAAGACUUCACAGAUAUGGUGUUUGAGAAGAUUGACAUCAAUGGAGAUGGUGUGCUCUCUAUGGAGGAGUUUAUGGAAGGUAUCCAGGCGGAUGAGAAGAUCCUGGAGAUGUUAACUGAGAGUUUGGAUCUGUCUCAUGUCAUCAAUAAAAUCUACAGUGAGAUUAACUCUAAAGAGCACAUCAGCUGAUCUAAGACCAGUCGGAGAUCAGGGUGCCAAAUACACACACGCAGCUGAUGAUUCUGAUUGGAGAAGCACCG
Paramisgurnus dabryanus is the source of this 667-nucleotide messenger RNA. Lineage: Eukaryota; Metazoa; Chordata; Actinopteri; Cypriniformes; Cobitidae. The record is from RefSeq and is a predicted model, not a curated record.